CCUCUCACUCUGUCUCCCUCUCCAACACUUCUCCCUCCUGCUCCCUUCGCUGUUUCGUUUUGUAGCCAAAGAAGCGGACUGAACGAUCCACCGCAGUGCCUGCAUGAGACACAGUCAGUGAAAGAGGAAGAAAAGGAGGGAUUUAGAGGAUGGGAAGGGGAGGAUAAAGGAUAAUCGCCCAGAUUAGAGAAGGAGAGAAGAGAGAAGAAAAAGACACUAAACCCUCUCAUGGUGUGAGGUUUCCAGGCGUGCGCGCACGACUCCGGUGCCACUAUGAGUUCCUGUAGCAGCCGUGCUCUGACCAUCCUGUCCACGGUGUUUGGAGCCUGUGGGCUGCUGCUGGUGGGGGUGGCCGUGUCCACCGACUACUGGCUCAUCAUGGUGGAGGGAGUCAUCCUGCAGCAUAACCAGAGCCAGGAAGUGAAGAUGGCGCUGCAUUCGGGCCUUUGGAGGGUUUGCUUUGUGGCUGGAUCAGAGAACGGGAGGUGCGUCGCAUCGGAGUACUUCACCGAACCUGACGUGGAGCUCACCACCGAAAACACAGCAAACAUCCUGAAGAUGGUGCGCACAGCCACGCCCUUCCCAAUGGUGUCGCUGCUCUUCGUCUUCACCGCCUUCGUCAUCAGCAACAUCGGGCACAUCCAGCCCCAACGCACCAUCCUGGCUUUCGUGUCCGGCAUCUUCUUCAUCCUCUCAGGCCUCAGUCUGGUGGUGGGUCUGGUGCUCUACAUCUCCAGUAUUAAUGAUGAGGUCAUGAACCGGCCCAGAGAGCCCGAGCAGUUCUUCAGCUACCACUAUGGCUGGUCCUUCGCCUUCGCUGCUUCGUCUUUCUUACUCAAGGAGGGAGCCGGUGUGCUGUCGGUCUACUUGUUCAUGAAGCGGUAUGCAGAAGAAGAGAUGUACCGCCCCCACCCUGCCAUCUACCGCCCCCGCCUGUCUGAGGGCAGCGACUUUAGUGGUCAAUACCUCCACCCUGAGUCCAACUGGCCUCCACCAAAGAGGGGACGCAGUACCUCAGAGGCCUCCAGUGACAUCUCCAUCCAGCUCAACCAGGCACCCCCUGCACCACCAAAAAGCAGCCUCCAAGUAGGAAUCCAGGGCAGCCCCCCUUCCGCUUCCUCCUCAGCAGGGAGCUAUCCGAUGCCCCCGCAGGCUGCAGUAUACCCCUCCACACACACCCUCCUAAGGUCGCACUCCUCACACCCUCAGGGCCAAGCUCUUCCGCUGACCGUCCCCCCAUCACCUGUGCCUCCACCUCACUAUCACACACACAUGCAUAUGAGCGCCUCACCCUGCUAGGGAGAGGGCGCUUCACGAAGAGAAGCAGAUUUAGACACUUUUUAAUCAUCCGUGCUGUACUUUUAGAUGUACACUGAGCUUUGGUCACACAUCAUUUCAGCAGAAGCAGAACGAAACGGAACCGCAUGUUGAAAACAGAAAAUAGAUUGUUUGGGAUGUCAUAAACUAAGGAAAAUGGCCGCUUUGGAAAAAGAGACAAGAGUUGAAGAGAAUUGUAAGGAGAAGCAGAACUGAGCAAGCAAGAAGUUAAUGAGAAAACGGCGCGGGGAUGUGAACGAGGAGGGAAGCAUUCCCUAGAAAGACAUUACAGGUUCGGUCUGAGCGACGGGGGAGAUAACAGGGAGGGAGAGUGAAGCGGGAGGAGGCUGCGGUACAAUACAAAGAUGCUGCAGUGCUGCAGAAAAAUGUUGAAUGCACUUGAAAAUGUACAAAACAAACCUGAGAAUGCACAUAGUUUUCAUGCAUUCAUAAUUCAUGCCAACACAUGGGCAUCAAGAAGGGAGGGUGAAUAUAUAAAAAAUGUCUGAAUCUAUGACAUCAUCACUCCAGAUUCACACUGUCAUGAUGGUGUUAUCAAUAUUAUUAAUUAAUUGAUUUCACUGGUCAUGAAUGUUGUUCAUUUUUGUUAAAAAAUAAAAAAGAUGCAAAAAUAAUGUAAGAAAUAUCAUGAAGAGAGCUUCUUAUUCUACAUAUUUAAGAGACUAAAUUCUUAUUUAUUGUAUAUAUUUGCACAAUAAAAAAAGUGUUACUCAUUCUGUUUUGGAUGAAGUGUUUGCAAAGGUGCAACAGCCACUGGGUGCAGAGCAAAGACAGCAGAACCUCGGGUCUAAAAUGGACACAGUGCCCUCUGCUGGUCGCUAUCCUGUACUGACCCUGGUUCUGUUCAUUUGUGUCAAAACAUAAAGGUGA
Messenger RNA from Nothobranchius furzeri (turquoise killifish), 2208 nucleotides. RefSeq names its product calcium channel, voltage-dependent, gamma subunit 7b (gene cacng7b). Gene Ontology annotation, biological process: neurotransmitter receptor transport, postsynaptic endosome to lysosome; transmission of nerve impulse; postsynaptic neurotransmitter receptor diffusion trapping. Lineage: Eukaryota; Metazoa; Chordata; Actinopteri; Cyprinodontiformes; Nothobranchiidae. Gene Ontology annotation, cellular component: AMPA glutamate receptor complex; postsynaptic density membrane. The record is from RefSeq and is a predicted model, not a curated record. Gene Ontology annotation, molecular function: channel regulator activity; voltage-gated calcium channel activity.